Messenger RNA from Talaromyces rugulosus, 2724 nucleotides. RefSeq lists its product as uncharacterized. Gene Ontology annotation, cellular component: nucleus; cytoplasm. NCBI's taxonomy places the organism in Eukaryota, Fungi, Ascomycota, Eurotiomycetes, Eurotiales, Trichocomaceae. The transcript has 2 exons. The record is from RefSeq and is a predicted model, not a curated record. The coding region runs from base 1 to 2724 and encodes 907 amino acids.
AUGCCCAUGCUGAUCACGAGCCUUCUUAUAGUUCUCUGGUUCUUCGAUAUAAUCCGGGAAAGCGACCUGAUUAGCCAGACCUUGUGUGAUCGCGCUAGGCCCGAAAAGGACAAGUUUGCGUCACCGAUAGCGAGCGGGGCAGGGAAGCCGUUGCUGGACAACAACAAAAACAACAUCCCGCCUCAGAUUUUUUAUCAGUCACAACUCUCUUGUGUUAUUGUCACCUACCCCUCAUUGACCCUCUUUUAUUGUCCUGGCCGAUUUAAUAGUCGUGCUACUAAGCUCUUCCGUAACAGAGCUACUCUGAAAAUCAGAAUAGUAGCCAGGGAAGUUGCCACCAAGAUGUUUAUGCUCCGAAACGUGGGCAAAUAUCUCUUUGGAGACGCUUCCAAGGAGGCGAUCAUCGAUAUUUCACAGGGUCAACUUUAUCUCGUCCGCCCUCUAUCCCCAAAAGGCUACUCCGAGUUGAUUUUCAAGGACGCGGCUGCCACCAUUCGUCGCACAGGCCAAGAAUUCCAAUAUCAGCUUGUUGUGCAGCGAGCAUACGAGGAAGGAGAGGAGGAUCUUGGCGAAGAAGAGGACGAACAGGCCGCCGACGCUCUUGAUAAGGACGAGAAGGUUUUCCUACUCGACGAGGCUCUGCAUUUCCGCUCUGUUGUUCGUGACGGUGGCGAAAAAGUACUUGCUUGGAGAGAUUUAAGUGGCGACCCGGGCGACCUCUACGAAUUUGUCUGCGACUCCUCCGUAUCUCUGGAUAAAGUCUUGACGUUCAAAUCCGCCGCCGUCCAGUGUCAAUACGAGAGAAAAUACAGGAGGAGCAGCCAGAGGGCCACUGAGGAAGAGCUCAAGGAAUUUUUAUUUUCUGACGAUAGCCCUGUUCCAUCAGCUAGUCCCGUCGACUCUCCUAGGGGUCCAACAUCUGCCGAAUCUGCUACAGCCAUGGCAAAGGACGUGGAAUAUGCCAAGGCGAAAGGCAACAUCAAGCCGGCUGAAGACGUAACUGCUGCUCCGCCUUCAGCCGCUGCCCCUACUUCUGGAGAAGUUCUGACUAAAGAACAUGCCGAGCUUCAUUUGUUUGAUUUCCAAAGCGGCACGUUCGUUUUACAGGAUAGCGAGAUCGACGCCACGGUCACUGAAAUUGGCAACUGGCAAUACUGGCUUCAAAUUACCGGGAAAGACAGGGAGUGGCUUGGCCAGGCCGUGAUUGCAGACAUUAACCCAGUUUUCAACUUUGAAUAUCUUUCUUUCAUCUUCAACCACUACACGGGAGAUGGCUCGGCGUACUCUUGGCUUCUGCGAUUCCGAGAUCAACCAACAGUGGAGAGAUUCCAGGAGGGUCUUAUGCAGGCAUUCUGGGAGCAACAGAAUGAAACCAAGUGGAUCAAACAGAAAGAAGACGAGCGGGAGUACGUUCUAGACGCCUUCCAGGACCUUACUAUGGAGGAUGCGGAACCCGAGGCUGCAGAGGCACAGGAAGAAGAAGAAGAGGAGGAGGACGAGGACGAGGAAGAGGAAGAGGAAGACGAGGGACAGCGUAGCGAGCAUUACGACUCGGACGAAGAAGAGGAUGAUGUUAUCACUAAGCUCGAGGACGGAAACGUCAACUCACAGCUUGCUGUUGGUUACAAGCAUGACCGGUCAUUUGUUGUUCGCGGCUCCAAGAUUGGUGUUUUCAAACACACUCCAAACAACAAUCUUGAAUUCUCUACCAAUAUCUCCAAAGUGGAGACUCCUAAGGGCAAACUUUUCAGUCCUAAGAAAGUUAUGCUUCACGCCGAAGAUUCAAACUUGAUUUUGCAGAAUGGAGAUGACCCCAACUCGUUGUACCGUAUGGACCUUGAAUAUGGAAAGGUUGUCGACGAAUGGAAGGUUCAUGAUGCCAUUGGAGUCACGACCUUUGCCCCCGAGCAGAAGUUCUCUCAGAUGACCUCGGCCCAACCAUUCUUGGGUGUCUCCAACAACGCCCUCUUCCGAAUUGAUCCUCGCCAGUCUGGCCACAAGCUAGUAGAUUCAAAUUUGAAGCAGUAUGCUAGCAAGAAUGACUUCUCCGCUACUGCUACAACAGAGAAGGGAUACAUUGCCGUUGCCUCUAAUAAGGGAGAUGUCCGUCUUUUCGAUCGUCUGGGAAUUAACGCCAAGACACACAUUCCAGCUCUCGGAGAGCAGAUCAUUGGUUUGGAUGUUUCUGCAGAUGGCCGCUGGGUCUUAUCCACUUGCCGUACCUAUCUACUACUUAUCGACACACUUCAGAAGGAUGGCAAGAACGAAGGAAAGCUUGGGUUUGAAAAAUCAUUCGCCAAGGACUCGAAACCGCAGCCUCGUCGACUUGGUCUCCAACCAUCGCACGUUGCGCAAUUCCAGCACGAGACUAAGCAACCUUUGGCAUUUACUCCUGCACGUUUCAAUACCGGUGUUGACAGUGAUGAAACAUCUAUCAUUACAGCAACUGGUCCGUUUAUUAUCACAUGGAACAUGAAGAAGGUCCUUGCCGGAAGAAAAGACCCCUACACUAUCAAGCGCUAUGGAGAGAAUGUCAUGGCCGACAAUUUCAGAUUCGGUUCAGACAAGAACGUCAUUGUUGCUCUCCCUAACGAGGUCAACAUGGUGCAGAAAAAGAGCUUCAAGAAACCCACUCGGGAGAGUAUCGCUGCUCCAAUGACUCCUGCUCGAAGAAGUGCAGCCAACCGGCUGGGUCGUAACGAGAUCGUGAAUUCUCCCUACUAA